AUGGCGAUCUCCCAGGUCUGCCAGCUAUGUCAACAGUCCCCUCGGCUCUUCUCCAACCAUGCUGCCCAGUUGCACACACUGCUGGGCCUGUACUGUGUUUCCGUGAACUGCAUGGACAAUGCUGAAGCCCAAUUCACCACAGCCCUGCGGCUCACCAACCACCAGGAGCUAUGGGCCUUCAUUGUGACCAACCUUGCGAGUGUGUAUAUACGGGAAGGAAAUAGACACCAAGAGCUAUACAGUUUGCUUGAGAGGAUAAACCCAGACCACAGCUUCCCGGUCAGCUCACACUGCCUCCGAGCAGCAGCCUUUUAUGUGCGGGGGCUCUUCUCCUUCUUCCAGGGCCGCUACAAUGAAGCCAAGCGAUUUCUACGAGAAACUCUAAAGAUGUCAAAUGCAGAGGACCUGAACCGCCUCACAGCCUGUUCGCUUGUGCUGCUGGGCCACAUCUUCUAUGUGCUGGGGAAUCACAGGGAGAGUAACAACAUGGUGGUGCCUGCCAUGCAGCUGGCCAGCAAGAUCCCAGACAUGUCUGUGCAACUGUGGUCAUCGGCCCUCCUCAGAGAUCUAAACAAGGCAUGUGGGAAUGCCAUGGAUGCCCAUGAGGCUGCACAGAUGCACCAGAACUUCUCACAGCAGCUGCUGCAGGACCACAUUGAGGCCUGCAGCCUCCCAGAGCACAACCUCAUUACGUGGACAGAUGGCCCACCCCCUGUGCAGUUCCAAGCUCAGAAUGGACCCAACACCAGCCUGGCUAGCCUUCUAUGAGGCCCCUAUGGCCUUUGUCCCCAACUUGGACCCAACACUGGAGCUUUCUGGGAACAAAACCACCAGGGUGUCCACCAACCCCUCACCAUUGUCCGGAGCUGAGUCCCAGUAGUGCUGGAGUCAUCAUCUGCCUCUGAGGUGACAGCCAGUCCCGCCUGUACCAGGAUUCAGUGCCAUCU
Messenger RNA from Peromyscus eremicus (cactus mouse), 947 nucleotides. RefSeq names its product MAU2 chromatid cohesion factor homolog. Bases 1 to 768 code for a protein of 255 amino acids. Gene Ontology annotation, molecular function: double-stranded DNA binding; protein binding. The record is from RefSeq and is a predicted model, not a curated record. NCBI's taxonomy places the organism in Eukaryota, Metazoa, Chordata, Mammalia, Rodentia, Cricetidae. The transcript is spliced from 10 exons. Gene Ontology annotation, biological process: maintenance of mitotic sister chromatid cohesion; mitotic sister chromatid cohesion. Gene Ontology annotation, cellular component: chromatin; SMC loading complex.